Apus apus (common swift) is the source of this 6111-nucleotide messenger RNA. Its product is annotated as zinc transporter 10-like. The transcript has 4 exons. Bases 84 to 1400 code for a protein of 438 amino acids. Gene Ontology annotation, molecular function: zinc ion transmembrane transporter activity. The record is from RefSeq and is a predicted model, not a curated record. Gene Ontology annotation, cellular component: membrane. Gene Ontology annotation, biological process: detoxification of zinc ion; intracellular zinc ion homeostasis; manganese ion transport. NCBI's taxonomy places the organism in Eukaryota, Metazoa, Chordata, Aves, Apodiformes, Apodidae.
UCACUUGUUGCGGGCCGGUGGCGGGGGCUGCGGGGCGGCUGGGUAUGCCUCGGCAGUAGCGCUGGUGGGGACCGGCCAUCGCCAUGGGGCGGUACUCGGGGAAGACCUGCCGCCUCAUCUUCAUGCUGGUGCUCACCGUCGGCUUCUUCGUGGCCGAGCUGGUGUCGGGCUACCUGGGCAACUCCAUCGCCCUGCUGUCCGACUCCUUCAACAUGCUGUCGGACCUCAUCUCCCUCUGCGUGGGCCUCUCCACGGGGCGCAUCGCCCGCCGCAGCCGCCGCGGCCCCCGCGCCACCUACGGCUACAGCCGGGCCGAGGCGGUGGGAGCCCUCAGCAACGCCGUCUUCCUCACCGCCCUCUGCUUCACCAUCUUCGUGGAGGCCAUCCUCCGCCUGGCCCGUCCGGAGCCCAUCGACGAUGCCCAGCUGGUGCUCAUCGUUGGCACCCUCGGCCUCGCCGUCAACCUCGUGGGGCUUCUCGUCUUCCAGGACUGGAGGUCCUGCUGCCGCUGCCGCCGCCGCCCCCCGCCCGCCUCGCCGCCCGCCGCCCCUGCGCUGCCGCCCGCCCCCGGCGGGGCCCCGGCCGGGAUGGAGGAUGAAGCAGGUGAUUCACCAAAUGACCAAAAAAGCCCUGAAGAGGGGCCUGAGAGGAAAACACCAAAGAAGUCUGAAGCCUUGAACAUCAGAGGUGUUCUUUUGCAUGUUAUGGGAGAUGCACUUGGAUCUGUGGUCGUGGUAGUUGCUGCUACAAUCUUCCAAGUACUUCCUCUGGGGGAUGCUCCAUGUAACUGGCAGUGCUACAUUGAUCCAAGCCUGACGAUAAUUAUGGUGUUCAUCAUCUUGUCUUCUGCGUUCCCACUUAUCAAGGAGACCUCAACUAUUUUGUUGCAGAUGGUUCCCAAAGGUGUUAAUAUGCAAGUAUUGACUGACAGACUAGCUCGUGUACCAGGGGUUAGCAGCCUUCAUGAGGUGCACGUUUGGGAGCUCGCAGGUGGGAAGAAUAUUGCUACUCUUCAUAUCAAGUGCCAAACUCCUACCGAUUACCAAGAUGCUGCGUAUAAAAUACGGAAGGUUUUCCAUGAUGCAGGGGUCCAUUCUGUGACAAUCCAGCCUGAGUACAUUGACCACAAGACCUCCCAGCUCCUGUGCAGCUCUCCCUGCAUCUCAGAAUCGUGUGACUCUCAGCUGUGCUGCAGUCAGCAGGAGCCCUCCCUGGCUAAAACCAAUGGCUAUACUGAGAAAAACAACAGUUGCCGUUCUGCUCUGCGUAAAGACAAUGGUUCAAGUAAAAGUGAUAUUGAAAUCCCUAUUGAGUCCCCACUAGCAGAGGACAGCAUUAAAAAUGUGAAAAAUCGUGGUGUGUCUGAUGAUAAAUCACAGUUGAGCAGUACACGACUUUAGGCAGUUCCCUCUACCCAGCGUAAUGUUUUCCCAGAACAAAUGUCUCCUGGCUGGGAAGGGGGGCAUCAGUGGUUGUAGCUGAAGUUGGUACAGCAAAAGAGUUUUGUGAUUAAGCUGUAAACCAAAAUACACCUAAAACCCCCUUGUAUCUGAAAUAAGGACUAAUAUUUCCAAGAAGGAUGUUGCAUUUGUCUAAGGUUUUUCUGAUACAGCCUAACCCAGUUUCUUACCAAACUAUAUGUGAAUUCCUGUUAGAGUGGAUGGGGUGUCUUGUCUGCACUGAUGCUUGCAGUUAAUGGCCAGUGGCACUGGGAAUGAAACUCUGGCCUUUUCUGCUGAAGUGAGCUGUUUACUGAAAGCCUUGUGGCCAGUUCAUUAUUGUACUGGGCUAAAGUACUGUGUGUAGAUGAUGUACAGUGGAGGUGCUUUCCUUAAACUGCAUUUUUGCACAGACAGUUCAUGUUCAACCAUAACGCUUGUGCUUCUGGCCAGUGGGGUUUGUGAAUAAAAUUGAGUGUCUAAGGGAGAGGGGAAGCACUCAGGAAUUUUGACUUACAUUGUUUUCCUGAUUGACUCUUGUAUUUAGGGACAGAGCAGAAGCUGGUCUUGCUUCUCUACUAGUAAUACUGGAGCAUGAGCCUAAUUACAGAUAAAUAUGCUAGAGAAUUCACUUCUUGUCCUGACAUCAAAGAAAUACUAACCUUGUCUGUACUGAUCCUAGCAAAUAGAAAUGCAGGCAGUCACCCUAUUAUCUUUUAUCUUGUUAGGUGUAGUGAUUGUACAACUCAGUGGUUUUAAUUUUUUUUUUUUUUUUUUCUCCUGGCAACAGAAAUUAUAAUAGCCACUGUCUUAAUUAAUAAUUUUGCAGGAUGAUUGCAAUAUCUUAAGCACCAAGUGUCUGUUGCUAUUCAUGCUGAAUAAAUAAGCUAAUGCAUUUCUUAUGAACAGUUAAAAUUCUGCAGUUCUGUUAUGAGACACAAUUGAAUAUUUUAUUAAUUAUGAAAGUCUCUAAAGUUUAUAUUCAGUGUUAUUAAUUAGAGGAAGCUUUAAAAAAUAUCACAGGGAAUUUUUCCUUCUUUAGUCUUAAUUAUUGAUUUAUUUUAAAGGUCUAAGCCUUCCCCUCUGUCCUCCCCUAGCUUCCUCUGCCCAAAAGAGUAUUUUAAAGUGUAUUUAGUGAAACAGUUCCUUUAUCUUUUUGCUGCUUGCCCUUUUAUUUUUUUAAGGCAUGCAAGGGUUCUCUACGGGAAACAAGAUGAUGUACCCUGUCACCAGUGUUGGAUUUGGGUCAGGUCUGUUCCCUGCAUUUUUGGGAGAGGAAACCCAUUAUCUAAUCCAUACUAAGUGCAGUACUUAGCUUCACUGCCUAUGCAGACCAGAUUCAGAAGCUUUCAAAUACGUUUUUAUGUCAAAAGCAGCCUUUCAAUAGUCUUUGUGACCUGGGCAGGCUAUUUUAUUCCUUUGUUUUGGGUGAUGCCUCUAUAAAAUAGUAGUGUCUUUACCUCAGUGACACCUUAACAGAAAGGGAAAAUUGAUUCCCUGCCUGGGCUGGGAAAAUACCAGGACAUCCUUGCAAGGCUGACUAAAAAGCAGCCAACUCCUUAUUAAUAAGGAUGAUUACAUUAAGUCAAUGAAUAUUAAACUACACAGCAGGGUAUAUAGCACAUUUCUAGAUUUGUAGUUACUCCUUUUGAACAGAUACUUGGGUUAAUAUAUUUUAUAGCCUUCUAUUGUAGGUUUGUAUUAUAUAAAUUAAAGUACAUGUUUGUAUAAUUUAAAGCUUGGUCCUCCAGUCUCUGAUUCUUUUGGCAGCAGCAGAGGUGAAAGCAGCAGGAUCUUGCUUGGCAGUUAUUGCAUGAAUUAAUAUAAACCAGGAAACAUUUUAAGAAUUGCUCUGUCUUUUAAAAGUGUGUGGCAUAAAGUAAGACACCCCUUUCUUCAGUUCUUUUUGUCCUUAUUUAAAUCUAUGAUAAUGAUUAAAUGCUGGGGUUUAGAUAUAAAUAACAAAUACAUUUAUAGGCUUUUUGAGAACUGGAAUAGGAAGCUCCCAAAAUAACAGCCAAGUCUAUGGGAGAACAUACUUCCCAGAUACCUUUUAAAACAAGCACCCUUUCAUAAUUAUGCAUUUUUGUCUUAAAUCGGGUAAUUGUUUUAUAUAUACAGUUUAUUAUAUGAUUGAAAGAUUGAAAGAUGGAAUGGCAGUACUGUUUACUCUGCAACUGGAGAAAACUGUAUGUGUAACGUUCGGGCAUUUGACAAAAUGGACCAUCUAUUUCUUUAACCUUCCAGUGUUUGUUAAAACUUUUGUUAUCUAUUUCUGAAGUUUUUUAAAGUGUUGUAACCUGGAAAUACAAUGAAGUAACAUUCUUCAGCUUUUAUUUUUAUUAUUUUUUUCUUGGCUGGUUGAAUGUACUCAUAUUGCUGCAUGUGAAUAAAAAGGAAAAUACCAGGGAUUAUAGAAAUCUUAAGGUCUAGAAAACAAGCAGAUGAAAAUUUCCUUUUUUACUUAAUCAAGCAAAACCAGCAGAGCUACAUUAUUGAUGAGGUGAACCUUGCAUUUUCUGUGUAGGGACUUACAGCGUAUCAGCUUUCAUUUCUGAAUCAGUAUCCUUGCCUUCAUUUGAGUCCUGCAGCAACAUAUUUUUCUCCAGUGCUUUAAGUGUGUUGCAAGUCUUCUGGUUAGCCCCUCUCUACUUCUACAGAAGGCUUCAAUCCAAUCAGUCUCUAUUCUGUAUUGGCUUAUUUCCCUUCAGUUCUUGGCAUAUCUGUCCUGAUUCUUUUGAUGUAUGCUCACCUUUUUUUGAAAUACAGUGUAGUUCAGUAUUUGCCCUUCUCUAAGGGCAUUUGUUCUGUAGUCAGUUUUGUAGUGUAUUGCACUACCAUUAAAAAACUCUCUCUGGCCUCUUCAUUUUAAUAAUCUUAAAAAGUUUAAUUGCUUUUUUCUCCUCCAAUUCAGUAAUGUAAAAUCUCUGAUGACUGCAGAUUGGGUGUGCUACCCUGUCCUCUUCAAUCGCUCCCUUCUGAUGGCACCAUUGUGGCAUUCAACAUUUGUUGCAGUGGUUGCCCCUACCUGUCCAUCACUGUCUGUAGCAAAGGCAAUUGCUUAAAACACAGGUGGCUUUCAACCACUUGUCCAGCUUCUGUGGCCCUCUGAUCGACAACCAGGACCAUGUGUGACCUAGUUAUAUGAAAAUGAAACAUUUUCUAGCCUUGGCAGAUAGUUCUGGAGCAAGACUGGAAUCUGGAAUAAAUGAACGUGGCAUUGAACGCAAAAGCAAUUUACUGGCCUUCGUCAGCUGCAGGCCUUUCUUCAAAGCAAAUUCAGUUUUUUGUCACCUUUUCAACUGUUACCUUUCAAUCAAACAUGUCAAUUUGAUAGUUAAUUUUCUGUUCUCCUGUAACUCUUUAAAUGCAGAUCUUGCCUUUGCUCUUCUAUGUAAAGAAAAAGAACUGAUGCUAUUUUUAGGAGUAUUGCAUUUGUUUUACGAAGUUUUCAGUUGACUUCCUAUUCUUUGUAUUCUUUGACCUAUUUUGACCUGUAGUGCAAAUGUGGUUUUUUUCCUCAACAUUUUUCUUAUUCUUUGUCUCUUUAAUAAAAGCAGUAUGGUUUUGCUGGCCUUCUCAUCAUAGUGAUGUGCAUAAAAUUUAGCUUAGAAAUACCUCUUUUAUGCACUGGUUUAAUUUUUGCGCUCCAUUUUAUUUCAAUUCACCUGCUUUCCGGUUUUGCUAUGUGAUACACUUUACCAUGGCAGACCACUUUUUGACCUGGUUUAGUUCUUCCUACUCUUUCCCCCUCUCUUCCGUGAUUAUAAUACUUACCAGCCUGAAUGCUCCUUUUUAUGCUGAACUUGGGGGGCAAUGUGCUAGCAUCUGCAUUUUUCCAAAGUGAAGUUCAUCACCCAAGGUCUGUGAAUGGCUUGAUGUGAAUUACUCCAAGGACUAUUUUAAGUCUUGUGGUCUAUGUCAAAAUGUGUCUAAGUAGUCAUCCUGAGAUAUAAAUAUUUAUAUUUAAAUUCUUUAUAAAUAUGCCACUGGAACCAAGUUUUUUUAAAAGGUUGGUUUCUAAGCCUGAGAAGGUAUAGUGAAAUCACUAAGUUUCAUUAGUCAUUCAUUAACACCCUAGAGGAAAGCUUGGAUUAUUAAUUGGAAAGCAGAUAAAAGGGACAUUUCUAAAAAGAUAAUUCAAACACUAUGAAGAUUUCUAUAGGUUCUACUACUGACUCUGUUGUACAGUUGAUGCACUUUCUAUGUUAAAUACUUUUAUUUGAACAGUGAUACCUUGGUAUGAGGAUAUCACUAUAUAAAGUUGUUACAUUUAUGGAGUUGUGUUGCUUAAAAGUUUCCUCCAGUUUUUCUGUUCAUUGUGUGAUUUAAAUAAGGUGCCAAAAGGUAAUUUACAUGAUUGCUGAACCAAUGGAUGGAAAAUCUCACUGUAGUUUUAUUAACUCGUAGUGAAAAAUUAUGUAAAGUUUUAUGUACAGGUAAUUUUUUAUUUAUUUUUUUUUUUCAAAAUGAAGUUUGGAUGUCUUGUAAAUAAAGUGUAUUUUUAAAUAAGCCUCUUUUCCUGAGCUUGAUGUGUGGUAGCAAUAGAGAGCUUGUGUCAGUUUGGAGAGUCUUAAGACUUUUGUAUGAGCGAAUUUUGUGCUUAACCUGUGAGUGUGUUAACAUCAGGAUUAAAACUGCACACUAAAAAGCUCUUUUUUCUUGUCCUAAA